AUGUCAACGAAAAAGCGACCACCAUCCCCACAAAAAAAUGAAGAUUUGGAUAAACUAAUCCAGCAGCGAGAAACUGUAGUGGCCAGUAUCUUGCGUAUUAAAAAAGUAAUAUCGGAAAAAAUUGUUGAUUUAAACCCUGUAGAACUGGAAUGUAGGUUGGACAUUCUCAAUUCAUAUAUUAAACAGGCCAUGACUUGCCAACAAAAAAUAGAGUGUAUCAACGAGCUUGAUGUAUUUCGGCCAGAUCUAGAAGAAAUCUGCGUUGCUUCGAAAUCAAUGUUUCUACAGGCGCUAGGUAAAAAUCGCAAGUCUAGUAUCCCUGAUACUUCGCAUGAAUGCAGCAAUCAUCGUUCCAGGCUGCCAAGUAUGCGUUUACCUAAAUUUAGCGGGAAACAUUCUGAGUACAAAAACUUCAUAAGCCUUUUUGAAAGCUUAGUGCACAAUGAUCAGUCGCUAACUGAUAUUGAAAAAUUCAAUCAUCUCAUUUUGUGUUUGUCUGACGAAGCUCUUGGUACAGUUAAGGCAUUUCAACUCACUGAAACUAAUUACUCAAAGGCAUUAGCUAGUUUAAAAAGAGUUUACGAUAACACUUGUCUAAUCUUUUUCGAUAGUAUCUCGCAGCUUUUUGAGCUGCCAGAAAUGAACAAGCCAUCUGCUUCUGUAUUACGCAAUAUCAUAGAUACUGUUUCUGCCAUAUAUGAGUCCCUAUUGUCAAUAGGAGAUGAUAAGAACAUUUCAAAUGCGAUUCUUAUUCAUUUAGUCAUGUCAAGAGUCGAUGCCGCCACGAAAUCUAAAUGGGAGGAGCAAUUAGAUUACAAUAAGCUGCCGCUCUGGUCUGAUUGCGAGACUGCGUUAAAUAAGCGAUACCAACACAGGCCAAAACAAGACAACUGGCAAGGUAAGAAUGUAAAAUCGUCACUUAUGUGCAAGAAAAAUAGUUCGCAAGAGGAAAGUAGAUGUUUGUUCUGUAAUGCGAAGGAACAUGUAAUAAAUUCAUGCUCCGCCUUUGCUGCCCUCUCAGUUACUGAACGGUUCAAUUUCAUUAAAUCAUCUUCGGCAUGCAUAAAUUGUCUCAAGAAAGGGCACACGGUAUCUAGAUGCAAGGCGUCACGCUGCAGAGUGUGUAAUCGGUCGCACCAUACUCUUUUACACCAAUAUUCUACUAACACUCCUCAAACAGGUUUAUCUUAUAAUCCAGAACAACCUAUUAUUUCUCGUGCCUCUGUGAAUCAUAGCUCAUCGAAUGACGAUCAAAUUAUUCUAGCCACUGCAGUCAUAACCAUUCAAGGAAGAUCUGGAGAGUAUCAGCUGGCCAGAGCACUGCUCGAUUCCGGUUCUCAAGUCAACCUUAUAACCGAGGAACUUGCACAACGACUGCAACUAAAAAAAGAAGCGAAAACUCUAAACCUAAUUGGCAUUGGUGAAACAAACUCCACAGUACGGCAAAAAUUACAUGCCACUGUGAGAUCACGUAUUAACUCUUAUGAGUUUUCUACUGAUUUUUGGGUAAUGCCUUCAAUCUCCACUUACCAACCCGACAAAUUUGUGUCAAUGAGUAAUUGGAAUGUCCCUUCCAAUCUUUCACUUGCUGAUCCACACUUUCACAAACCGCAAAAGAUAGAUCUUCUAACUGUUGUCGAUUGGACAAAUAAAACAAGGUACUAA
Molecule: messenger RNA, 1665 nt
Organism: Teleopsis dalmanni
Lineage: Eukaryota; Metazoa; Arthropoda; Insecta; Diptera; Diopsidae
Exons: 1
Coding region: 1-1665 (554 amino acids)
Biological process (GO): proteolysis
Molecular function (GO): aspartic-type endopeptidase activity; zinc ion binding; nucleic acid binding
Source: RefSeq, a predicted model, not a curated record